This is a messenger RNA of Andrographis paniculata, 1093 nucleotides long. Its product is annotated as dehydration-responsive element-binding protein 2F. Lineage: Eukaryota; Viridiplantae; Streptophyta; Magnoliopsida; Lamiales; Acanthaceae. Gene Ontology annotation, cellular component: nucleus. Gene Ontology annotation, molecular function: DNA-binding transcription factor activity; transcription cis-regulatory region binding. The transcript has a single exon. Bases 145 to 1044 code for a protein of 299 amino acids. The record is from RefSeq and is a predicted model, not a curated record. Gene Ontology annotation, biological process: response to stress; positive regulation of DNA-templated transcription.
CGGUCACACAGCUCUUGAAAAUCUUUGUCCAAACGUGAGGGCAUUUAAGCCAAAAUAGGCUCUCUCUACACGCUCUAUAUACAUAGUCUCCCAUGAUGCACCCAAGCCCCAAAGCCCUCAACUUCUACUCCACACUUGCCACCCAUGGAUAACAGCAACCCUACAAGCAGCAGCAGCAGCAGCAGAAAAUCUCCCCUUAAGCCAUGGAAGAAGGGUCCGGCGAGAGGCAAGGGUGGCCCACAGAACUCGACAUGUGAGUUUCGUGGAGUGCGCCAAAGGACAUGGGGCAAGUGGGUGGCAGAGAUCAGAGAACCCAAGAAGCGGACCAGACUUUGGCUUGGCUCUUUCACCACUGCCGAAGAGGCUGCCAUGGCUUAUGACGAGGCUGCCCGGAGAUUGUAUGGGCCAGAGGCAUACCUCAACCUGCCUCAUCUGAGGGCUAAUUUCAAUCCUCUGAACAAGUCCCAGAAGUUCAAAUGGUUCCCUUCACAUAACCUCACCUCCACGUUCCCUGCCACCGGUCUGCUGAAUCUGAAUGCCCAGCCUAGCGUUCAUAUGAUUCAUCAAAGACUGCAAGAACUCAAGAAAACAGGGGUUCUUGGCCAAGAGUCAGGGUCUAGUUCAUCGUCCAAUGAUCCCGAAACCAAGAUGCAUGGUGUGAGCCAGCAGCCACAGGUAGAAGUAGUAUCUGUUGACGAGGACAAAGUUAAUGAAUCUUCAUCAUUAGAAGCUAAAGUAAUUACCUCGGAAGAGAAGCCCCAGAUUGAUCUGCACGAGUUCCUGGAGCAGCUGGGGGUACUGAAAAGAGAGGAACAAGAUCAGCCUUGUAUUAGUGAUGUCUCUAGAAAUGCUGCAGAGAUAGAUUCAACUUCAUGCAAAGACGGCGAAGACAUAUUCGGCAGCAUUGCUGAAAGAAGCUUUAACUGGGAUACGUUGAGUGAAAUAGCUGGAGCUAAUAUGCAUAUAGGACCAGAAGACAAUAGUUUCCAUGCACAUGAUAGUAAUGAAGAUCUUCUCUUUCCGCCAUCCAUUUGGAACUUCUAGACUCUUGAGUUAAUAACAUACUUUCCUAUAUAUAUACACCCUUGUAUAA